UCAGGAUCAUGAACCCUGAUGGAAUUUUAUUCUUAUCAGUCUUCAGGCAGCAAAGUCCGAAUGUGCUGCAUCCAUUGAGACUCCGAGGAGAUAUCAAACAUCCAGUGAGUGAGCCUCGACUGCUCGUGAUGCUGCCUGGCCUACUAAGUUCCUCCAACAUGUUGUGUGUUGCUUGGAUUUCCAGCAUCUGCAGAUUUAAUCUUGUUUGCUAUUUAGCUCAAUGGCUGCUUCAGUCAGAGUCGCCUCCAGCGAGGGAGGAAGGUGUGCCAAGGGAGCAGCUGAUUGCCACUGCAGUGAAGUUUCUGCAAAACCAAAGAGUUCGUCAAAGUCCAUUAGCAACAAGAAAAUCCUUCCUAAAAAAGAAAGGUUUAACUGAUGAGGAAGUUGAGAUUGCACUCCAGCAGUCAAAUACUGCCAGUGACGAGGAAAUAGCUCCUACCAUCCAACCACACUUGGUGCAGCCCUCAUACCUUCCUCCAGUUCCAUACAACCCCAGUUCCCGAUGGCGGGAAUAUGGUGCCUUGGCAAUCAUCAUGGCUGGAAUUGCGUUUGGCUUUCACCAUCUAUACAAGAGAUAUAUUUUGCCUCUCCUAGCAUCCAGCAAGGAAGACAAGAAACAUCUGCAGAGGAUCGAGUCGGGUAUAACCGAACUAAGUGGGACCAUAUCACAGACAGUGGCACAACUACAAACAAAUCUUACGACAGUGCAGGAGCUUCUGGAACGGCAACAAGAGAGGUUGCAGGAGCUCUCCCAAGAACUGUCUAGUACAAAGUCUUCCAGCUGUUCACAUGUGUUACAGGCUUCAUCGUCUACAAAUUGGCUUCUGGAGACGCAGAACAUUAAUGAAUUGAAGGCUGAGAUUAUCUCAUUAAAAGGACUUCUCCUAAGCAGGCGACAGUUCCCAUCUUCCCCUUCUGCCCCAAAGCUCCCUGCUUGGCAGAUCCCUGUCAAGCCCUCGACAAUAGCCACCUCCGUAACAGUCAAUCACACCAACAGCAGCAGUGACAUCUCACCGGUCAGCAUUGAAUCCACAUCUUCCUCGCCAGCCACAGAGAACCAUAGUCCGGAAGGAGGGAAUCUGGGCGGUCACAUCGUUGACAGCGAAGUAGAUGUCAAGUGUCAGGUGAGAAUGGAAGUCCAGGGGGAAGAGGAACGAAGACAGGACAACGAGGAUGAGGAUGAAGAUGAUGACGUCAGUCACGUCGAUGAAGACGAUUGUCUUAAUGUUCAAACUGAGGAUAGACGAGGUGGCGAUGGACAGAUAAAUGAACAAGUGGAUAAACUACGACGUCCAGAAGGUGCCAGUAACGAGAAUGACAUCAACUAAGUGUCAAGAAUGAUUCAGUAUUUGGUUCCCGUGAACUGAAUUUCCCUAAUUCCAUUAAAUUAUUGUAAAUAUGUGCUUAUUGCAUCCUUAGCAGUGGAUUUUUCAAACCAACAGAUUAUUCUGUGACGCAAGUAAACAGCAGGUGAAUUAGAGUGGCUUAGUUACACCCGGUUGCAUUGUGGAGGCAACAUUAUUGCGUUAGCUGGUCAAAAGGGUUCAGGACUCUUCAUGCAGGGAAUGUACAGUAUCGUUGGUGAAGAAGUCAGACUGCUCACCUCCCUUCUUCCUGAUUGUAUAAGAUUGCAAACCCAGCAAAAUUCAACUCCCCGCUUGUGAUGUGUGUUGUCAGCACUCAACCAGCUGUUGAUGCGGUACAGAAUCAACAGGGAAACAUUGUAGGAAAUCCAGUCCUCCCCCCUUAAGAGUAAAGAGGUAGUGCCAGUAACAUAGCUUCUCUAGGUGCACAAGUCCACCUUGAUAGAAGCAGCUCCAAAACCUGGUAUAGUUAACUCUUGCUAAAAACAUGAUUGGAGAUGCAGUUUGUGUCAGAAUUCUUAUUAUAUAAUUGGAAUGAAUUAAAAUAGUGCAUUGCGAUUUUUGCGUCUGCAUUAGAAUAACCUGUAUCUUUCCAGGUGUGACGUUAGGUGCAGUGCAGAUUGGGGCCAUUGUGAAGAAUGCACGUGUGACAGUGUUAAUUUUGGUUUGCUUGGAAGGGUUCUUUUCUCCUCCUCAGCUAUUUUCUGGUUCUUAUUCAAGAAAUCCCUUUCUCACCCUUGCAACAUUUCUUGUAAAAGCACGAUUAUAUUGAUAGUAAAGUCAAAUAGCACCUCACAAUAAAACACUCUGAUUAUGGAAGCAACAUUGGUGAGCCCUUAAUGCAUUUCACAAUAGAUAAACCAAAUUCUUUUCAGGGUGAGGGUAUAGAUCAUGAACUGUACAAGUAGGAUUCCAAACUGUUGCCUAUAACUACAUGAUGACACUCUCUUCAGGUAUUGCUGUCCCUUCAAGGACAGCGUUCCAGAUCAGUCCCAUUUGGUGUAAAGACAUCAGCAGUUCUUGCGAACAAAAUGCUGUUAUAUAUGCAUUUUCCUUUGUUUAGAGAUUGUGUUGGGAAGACAAAAAUCUCGUGCAUUUUAAACACCUUUGUUUUAAUUCUAUUUGAUUUUAAGGAUGGUUUUAAUGUAAAAUGCCAAAGUACGGUGGCAAUGCUGAAGAAUAAGGCCUUUUUCUUCCCGAAAUGCAUUUGUGGUGUUUAAAAUUGAACUUUACAGUAAAGCACAUCAAAUGGUUCGAUACCUGAUGUAUUCAUUAAUUUAGAAAUACAGUUCAUGGUGUUGGCAAUUAAAAUGUUCCUGUCUCUUUAAAGUUAUUUAUUAUGCACCAAGUACUGGGAUGGCAUCUAUAUUAAAGGUUCAGUGACAUUUGGGGCAGAGAGGCUGGUUAUAUUCAACAAAAUAAAUUGAAUAUAUUGCUUUUGUAAUUGGAAAAUUUAAUGUUGCAACCUACUUUUAUUAAUGUACCCAAAAUAAUAUCAUCACGACUUUGGGGCAAGAAGGCGUUCAUUUUAAAACAUCGAGAGCUGGCGUAUUUCGUCUGGAGGUCUUCGAUUCUGGGAAAUUAAUUCUAUAGUAUAUUAAUCAAGCUUUUAAAUUAUAUACAUUGUAUUUGUAGUGAAGUUAACUUCACAAGUAAAUUUUAUGAUCGGCACAUCUACUGACCUUUAAGAAAGAAAGAAUUUUUGUGGUUAAUUUAUCUAACACAAGUUCAGAGAUGGUAUUUAAUUUGUCAGUUUUCCACAAUGUGUAUUAACAAAUAAAACUAAUCAGAUAAAGGUAAUAGGAACAAAUAUGACUAAUGAAUGUUAUGGAAAUUGAGGCAGCCACCAGUCCAACUCUCCUGAUACAUCAGAGGACAGGUAAUGACACUGUUAGGACUAGCAACGAAGAGGGGCUGUUGAUUUGGUACAAUUCACAUCAAACAGAAACUAAUGCCUACAUUGCACUAUUGCGCUACAUACAUUGCAGAUCCCUGUGAGCAAUUUUGAUUGGACGUGGUUGUGAGAAUUUGCAACAUAUUAAAUAACACAGGCUUUUUCCCCCUUCCACUCAGUUCUAAUGAAGGGUCUCAGCCCAAAACGUUGACUGUUUAUUCAUUUCCAUAGAUGCUGCCUAACCUGCUGAGUUCCUCCAGCAUUUUGUGUGUGUUGCUCUGGGUUUCCAGCAUCUGCUGAACCUUUUGUGUUUAUGACACAUUAAAUUAUUUGCUUUCAGGCCUGAGAUUGCAGCAAAGACUUGUAAAUUGAAAAUUUAACCUUGCCCUAUUUCAUUAAAAUCAAGCCCACUCUUGUCAAGAUAUUUAAGAUUAUUGUUUUUUCAGAUUUUUUUUGUGCAGUCUAGAAGAUUGAGGUAAUCUGAACUCUUUUAGCCUCCACAUAAGCCCCUCAUAAUUCUUUUCUAACUUUGAAAUGUUAAAUUCAGUCACACUGAAGUUACAACUCUUUCAAUCACAAGCAAUCUCUCCACCAUGCCACCCUAGGAUUUUCUUUUAAUUUGACUCCUUUCCAUUCUUUCUGCAUUCUUUUGGGCUUGUUAAUUAAUUUCUAUAAUUAGGUUAUGAACAUACAACUCAUGGCCAUAAGACACAAGAGCAGAAUUAGGCCAUUCGGCAUUUGACUCUGCUCCACCAUUCAUGACUGAUUUAUUAUCUCUCUCAAACCCAAUUUCCUGCCUUCUACCUGUAACCUUUGAUGCCCUUACUAAUCUAGAACCUAUCAACCUUCACUUUAAGUAUACCCAAUGACUUGGUGUCCACAGUUGUUUGUGGCAAUGAAUUCCACAGAUUCACCAGCCUCUGGCUAAAGAAAUCCUUCUUCAUCUUCAUUCUAAAGGGACAUCCUAUUCUGAGGCUGUACCCUCUGGUCUUAGACUCCCCCACUAUAGGAAACAUCCUCUCUUCAUUCGCUCUAUCAGGACCUGUCAAUAUUCAAUAGGUUUCAUGAGCAGGAGAAGGCCACCUGCUCCACUAUUCAGUGUGACCGAGAUUCCCACCUUGGCCAGGGCUAAUCUGACUCACUUAUACUCUGGUCCCUGGCAACCUUUCACCCCCUUUCUUGCCAAGAAUGAUCCACUCUCCUCUCCUAUGCGAUUCCUUUUUCUCUAGCCCUUUAUCUUUUUCCCCUAUCACCACCCCACUUCAUCCCACCUGCCAUCUCCCUCCUUUCUUUCCAGUCCUGAUGAAGGGUCUCAGCCCGAGACGUUGACUGUUUAUUCAGUUCCAUAGAUGCUGCCGAACCCGCUGAGUUCCUCCACCACUUUGCGUGUGUUUCUAUACCUGCUCUGCCUUUUUUAAAAAUAAUAUGCUACCAUUUCUCUCUUGAAGGAAAGAAUUCCAAAAUCUUGAGUCUAUAGUUCAAAAUUCAAAGUAAAUUCAUUAUCAAAGUAUAUGUCAUUUUCUUAAGGGCAUUCACAGUAGAACAAAGAAAUAGAAUCCAUCAUCAUCAUCAUCAUAGCUUGGCUUCGCGAACGAAGAUCUAGGAAGGGGGCUGCCCACAUCUUCUGCAGGCUCGCUGGUGGCUGACAAGGCCAAUACGGGACAGGCAGGCCCAGCCACAGCGGCUGCAAGGAGGAUGGCUGUAGAUAUGGGCGUGUCCUUUGGUCUGCGCGAUGGUAUUUUAGGUGGAGUGCAGUGUGCGCGGUACUGGCCCCAUCCUGUACAGCUGAUGUUCAUCUGCCAUAGCCUAGCAAGCUGGGACGGUGACAGCGAGGUCCUCGGGUCGUAGGAGUUAUGUCAGAGUGUUCUUCUCCUAGGUGGAUGGCCUGACAAGGCUAACGUGCCCCACCUGCCUGGGUCUGGAUUCAGAGUUGUCCUUCUGUUAGGCUGGCUGCCAACCAAGACUAAUGAGCUCAGCCUACCCAUCCAGUUAUACCGCCGGACACUUGGUCGCCAUGACAUAGCAAGCUCGGUGGAAACGGGGGACACUAGCGAGAAGGUGUUGCUAAGGACGCGGUAAUGGAGGAGAGGACAUUUGCAGUGGCCUCCUGCCUAGCAGGCCAGACAGUGACCAUGCUGCAAUCACUACACCAGGAAAGGAGAUGCGAUGUAUUGUGUGUACCCUUCCCCUGGGUGAGCGGGACGUCAGCCCAGAUCUCACCCGCCCUCCCCAGGGAAAUAGAAUAUAAUCAAUGAAAAACUACGAGCACUGACAAACAACGUUCAAAAGAAGAUAAACUGCAAAUGAAUAAAUAAUACUGAGAACUUGAGUUGAAGAGCCCUUGAAAGUGAGUCCUGAGGUUGUGGAGUCAGUUCACAGUUGAGGUGAGUGAAGUUAUCCACACUGGUGUCAAAGUCUGAUGGUUGAAGGGUAAUAACUGUUCCUGAACCUGGUGGUGUGGGACCUAAGGCUCCUGUACAGCUCUUACCCCUUGAUAGUAGCGACGAGAGAGCAUAGCCUGGAUGGUAUGGGUCCUUGAUGAAGGAUGCUGCUUUCUUGUGGUAGCACUCUUUGUAGAUGUGCUCUGAGGUGAAGAGGGCUUUGGCUAUGAUAGAUUGGUCAGUAUCAACUACUUAUUGCAGGCUUCUCCUCAGGGUAUUUGCUGAGUAUCAAAGGCCCACUAACUCUUGAACUGUAGUUUUAAUUAUAAAUUUUUAUCUGAAUUGACUCCCGGCCUUAAGAAACUGAACCAUGAUUGGACCAUUGAUCCCGGAUGUCUCCUCUGUUCUUGAAUAAGAUCAAGGCUGUUCUUCUGUCCCAGUGACCCUAUGCUAUACCAACUCCAUAUUCUUAGAUUCCAUAAUAUUCAACAACUUAUUAUCCCUGCCUCAAUGAUUCAAGAUUGUUUAAUGUCAUUUCCAGUACACAAGUGUAAAGGAGAAUGAAUAAUUGCUACUCUAGCUCUGAUGCAACACAAAAAACACAAUAAGAUAAAGAACUCAAAAAUAAAAAUACACAGUAAAUAUACACCUUAUAUCCCAUCUGGGUAGCCUCCAACUUGAUGGCAUGAAUAUCAAUUUCUCCUUCUGGUUAAAAAAAAUUCCUUCCCCUUCAUCUUCUAUUCUGCACUCUGGCCUCUUACCUCUUCUCACCUGAAUAUCACCUCCCCCUAGGUCCCCUCCUCCUUCUCUUUCUCCUGUGAUCCACUCUCCUCUCCUGUCAGAUUCCUUCCUCUCCAGCCCUUUACCUUUCCCACCCACCUGGCUUCACCUAUCACCUUCUAGCUUGCCUCCUUCCCCCCACCAAAUCUUUUUAUUGUGUCGUCUUCCCCCUUCCUUUCCAGUCCUGAAGAAGGCUGUCAGCCCAAAAUGUUGACUGUUUAUUCAUUUCCAAAGAUGCUGUCUGACAAUUUCUCAUGUAUUGCACUGUACUUCUGCUACCAUAAAAACAAAACAAAUUUCAUGAUAUAUGUGAGUGAUGAUUAACCUGAUUCUGAUACGGGUCUGUAUUGUGGGCUGAGAGUGGGAAGGGGGCAGGGAGAGGAGUAUCAUAAUUGGGGAAAGAGGAAGGGAGAGGGGAAGCACCAGAGAGACAUUGUGAAAUGAUCAGUAAACCAAUUGUUUGGAAUCAAAUAACCUUGUCUGGCGUCUCGGGGCUGGGUGUGUCUGCACCCAUGCCACCCCCUGCCCCUGGCACCCCUUCUCUGCCACCUGUCUCAAAUCCUUCCCACAGUGCUCAACCCUCGCCAUUCCCCAACAUUCUUUGCUCCCGCCAGAUUUACAAACUCGUUCUCCGCUCCAUGUUGGCAAAUACAGCACUGUGCGAAAGUCUUAGGCACCAUAUAUAAUAUGUAUGUCUGGGACUUCUGCAGAGUACUCUUAAGUACUUAAGAUAGCUUAUAUACAUUGAUUGAUUGGAUGUCCAUAACGUGAGGCUAGGUACAGGAGUGACUGACAGGAACUGAUAAGGUAAUGAAUGGUGUUUGGUGAUGUGAAAGGGUGGAUUAGUGGGUGGAGGUGUUGGUCAGCCUUACUGCUUAGGGAAUUAUUGAAUGUACUCUCAACAGUGAAUUGUUACAUGCAUAUAAAAUAGCAAUAUUUAUCAAUUAAACAGGAUAUUUACAUUUUUAUAUUUCUCUAAAGUUCCGGAGGAAGAGUCUCAACUCAAAACGUUGACUACCUAUUCCCCUCGAUAGAUGCUGCCUGACCUGCUGUGUUCCUCCAGCAUUUUGUGUGUGUAGCUCUGGAUUUCCAGCAUCUGCAGAAUCUCUCGUAUUAAUGAGUUUUACAAAGCUUAUUUUGUUUAAGAUAAUUCAUUCCAAAAUAAGGUGACUUUUCAGACCAAUAUUUACAAUGAUGGUGCCACAGCUGACACACCCUUAAAUUGUGAAGUGUCACUGCAUCCGGAAUGGUUCACCCUAUGCAAAAGCAGACAAUCCCCAUACACCAGUGAGGAGUGCGCCAUUGUCACGGAAAGGGGACCUGUCUCAGCAGGUUCCAGGCCACCACAAGACACCCCUUUAAUAAUUGCCACCCUCCUUCUCAUUGUGACCACCCAUCCUCACACUCACCUGAUUUCCUUGAUGGCAUUGAGACCAAAUGUGAAAGAUAUUUUUUUAAAGAUUAGCUUUAUCUGUCGCAUGUACAUUGAAACAUCAAGAUAUACAGUGAAAUCUGUUGUUCGUGUCCGCGAUCGACACAGUCCAGGGAUGUGCUGAAUAGGGCAGGUCCCGUGCUUCUGGCACCAACACAGCAUGUCCACAACUUAAAACACCAACCUGCAUGUGUUUGGAAUGUGGGAGAAAACCAGGACAUCCAGAAGAAACCCACGUGGUCAUGGGGAGAAGCUACAAACUCCUUACAGACAGUGGUGGGAAUUAAAUCAUAAUCAUUGGCAUUGUCAAGCCUUACACUAACUACUAUGCUACCAUAUCACCCAUUGUAAUGAGUACGCAGUGCCAUGGACUUGUGUUAUUGAGCUUCCUCAUGUCAGGACUUUGAGCAAAGUGUCCUUGGACCAGCUCCAAACUGCUGACAAUGUCCUUUGAGAAACCCACCAAGUUCUAGGCAAACCAGUGUCUUCUCUAAUUUCAUUACUUACAAUUGCCAAAUAAAACAGCUGAUCUCUCUAUUAGGCAAAGAUAUGCCACUUUACUGAAAUAAUCAAAGGAUUCAAAGUACAUUUAUUACUGAAGUAUGAAUGCAGUAUAGAACUCUGAGAUUCAUCUUGCCCACAGACGAAUAAUCCGCAUACUUCACACAACAUGCAGAAAAUGCUGGAGGAACUCACCAGUCCAGGCAGCAUCUAUGGAAAAAAGUACAGUCAACAUUUCAGGCCGAGACCCUUUGGCAGGAUAUGGUGUUUAUAUUUCACACAACUGUUUCUUCAAAUUCUUCGAUGUCUGUUGAUAAUAGGAAUAAGGAUCUGAAUUCUUUCUUUCAGAAAAGCAACAAAAGGAAUAGCUUGAGUCUUGAUGAAGGUUCUCAGCUGAAACAUCAGCUCUUUAUUCCUCUCCAUAGAUGCUGACUUGCUGUAGCAUUUUGUGUGUGUUACUCUUUUGUGUUAAUAAAUAGCUUUG
Molecule: messenger RNA, 8836 nt
Organism: Mobula hypostoma (lesser devil ray)
Lineage: Eukaryota; Metazoa; Chordata; Chondrichthyes; Myliobatiformes; Myliobatidae
Gene: pex14
Product: peroxisomal biogenesis factor 14
Exons: 11
Coding region: 9-1328 (439 amino acids)
Biological process (GO): protein import into peroxisome matrix, docking
Cellular component (GO): peroxisomal importomer complex; peroxisomal membrane
Molecular function (GO): signaling receptor binding
Source: RefSeq, a predicted model, not a curated record